AUGGACAACCGCCACCCCAAAUGCAAGGAGGCUGAUCACCCAAGCUUCGAGCCUGCCGCAAUCGGCAAGAUUGUCGCUCAUCGAGGAAAUUCUGACCAGAGAAGGCGACUGGAAGGAAUGGGUUUGCGCCAUUUUGAACGUGUUCUACGGCGAGGACAUCUCAAUGACCUCAUUGACGCCAAUUUACCCCGUCCCAAAUUCCAAGUCAACAAUCUACUCGUUGAGGAAUGGCGGCCAUGCAGCGAAACCGUCGCAACCUGGCUAUUCCGCGGUGUGUCUGAGGUUAUCUACCUAAGCGUCACGGGAAGAAGAAACAGAGAAGAUCUCAAGUACGCUGAUGAUGUUUGGUGCACCUUGAAGCUGGUUUGCCAGCUUGAGGGACAUAGUCCCUACUCUGCUGCUCGGAUUCUCACAUCGUUCAAUGAUAUCAGAGCGGCUGAAUAUGAUAACCCUGUGACAUUCAUCAAUGCCGUUGUUGCAGAAUACGCGAUGGUGAAAGAGGUGGGAAUCAAGUACAAUACCUACGGCCUGUUGAUCCUCUUUCUGAAUGGGGUAGAGAAGUUCAAUUCACUUCUGUCGGACCUGAUGUUCCUCAAACUGGGUACUGAAGGCCGCGAGCCCUCAGACUAUACGGAAAUGUACUUUUAUCGUGUAGUCGACGAAGUGAAAGCCAUGUGA
Messenger RNA from Penicillium manginii, 678 nucleotides. RefSeq lists its product as uncharacterized. Lineage: Eukaryota; Fungi; Ascomycota; Eurotiomycetes; Eurotiales; Aspergillaceae. The transcript has a single exon. The record is from RefSeq and is a predicted model, not a curated record. The coding region runs from base 1 to 678 and encodes 225 amino acids.